Messenger RNA from Drosophila busckii, 1124 nucleotides. It is a transcript of the gene Rai1, whose product is annotated as decapping nuclease DXO homolog. The record is from RefSeq and is a predicted model, not a curated record. Gene Ontology annotation, biological process: nuclear-transcribed mRNA catabolic process; NAD-cap decapping. The transcript has 2 exons. Gene Ontology annotation, cellular component: nucleus; cytosol. Gene Ontology annotation, molecular function: mRNA 5'-diphosphatase activity. Lineage: Eukaryota; Metazoa; Arthropoda; Insecta; Diptera; Drosophilidae. The coding region runs from base 16 to 1107 and encodes 363 amino acids.
AACAAAACAAAACUCAUGUCUUCGACGGGAACGUUGCAUUUAAACAUCCGUACGCAUAAAUUAGGAACGCCGUACUCCGUCGCCUUUCCCAACUUUAGUCGACCGGAGCCAGUUGGUUGCUACAGCAUCAACGAAUCGCGUGAAUUGGAAGACAAUGCUAACAAUGCCGGCUAUUUGCGCAUACCACCACAAACAGAUUUUCCUUUGGACCUGAAUGCCGGCAUAGAGCAAGUGCAACGCAAGCCACCAGAGCCAGACUAUCAUGAUAUUGCACAGUUAUGUCGGUAUAUUAGUCUGCACCCAAAGCUGCUGCAGUUGCAAGCCGACGUAAUUACUUUUCGUGGAAUCUUACGACAAAUUAUGGGCACGCCGUAUGAGCGACAAAAGGACUACUGCUUGGUUGCGACACUCUUUCACGGCAGCAUCUACUUGGCCAAGCUGGAAACCCCGGAGCAGCGUGAGGAACGCCAACAAAUGCCUAGUCAGCAGCAAGAUAUGUGCUCCUGGGGCUUUAAGUUCGAGCAAUACUGCACCACACAUGAUCCGCAAGAGAAGCCUAUAACGGAUGUGCCAGUAAAUGAGUCUAAGGAGUUCGCAUGCAUCUAUAGCAGUAAGCUAAAUGGGCUCAAAUUGCUUUACGGUGCAGAGAUGGAUUGCAUUAAAAGCACGCAGCGGCUUGAUUUGCGGCAAGAAUCGCAACUACGCGCGGCGCAGUUUGUGGAGCUAAAGACAAGCGCCUUAGAUAUGAAUUUCCGACAGCAGCGCAGCUUUGAUAACUACAAAUCCAGCAAUUGGUGGUGCCAAUCAUAUCUAGUAGGCAUUGGUAGUAUCUUGGCCGGCCUGCGGGAUCCGCAGGGAAUGCUGCAUGAGAUAAAGGAAUACGACGUGCGCACGCUGCAUCGCAAUAAGCCUUGGAGUGCUGCAGCCAUGGCCAACUUUCUCUACGACUUUCUGCAUGAGCUCAAAACGUUAAUGGCACAUUUGAACACACCGGAAGCCACAGUGCGUCUGGAUUUCAAAGCUGCACAAAGUCAGGUUUACUAUACGGUACUUAAGGAUGAGCAAGUGCUGCCGACAUGGUAUCGCCAGCAGCUGAGCAACAAUUAGACAACAAUUGACUUAUG